Molecule: messenger RNA, 6590 nt
Organism: Bolinopsis microptera
Lineage: Eukaryota; Metazoa; Ctenophora; Tentaculata; Lobata; Bolinopsidae
Product: mucin-2-like
Exons: 17
Source: RefSeq, a predicted model, not a curated record
CAACAACAGCACACAGCACCAGCCACCACAGACCCAACCACAGCAGACAUACCAAGAACAAAGCCCACAGCCCCACCACAGCACCAACACCAGCAGCAGACCACAGCCCCCAGCCACACCACACCACACACACAGAACUCACACACCCAGCACCAACCAAACCCAGACACCCACAGACCACCCACCAGCAGCCAGCCACACACAACCCAGCACAGCACCACACCACCACCACCAGCACCACAGCACCACCAAGCAGCACCAUCCAACCACAGCGCACACACCAGUCAGCCACACCCACACCACCACAGCACCCAGCCCAGAACACCACACACCCCAAACAGACCACACCCCCACCCACCAAGCACCACACAGACACCAAAAACCAGCCCACACCCAACAGCCACACACAAGCCACAACAGCAGCAAAAGCAACAAACACCAAGCACACACCACAGCCAGCACCACCCCCAGCCACACCCACACAACACAGCAGCACCACCACAACCACCUCACAGCACCCACAGCACCAGCCACCCACCAGCACAACCCAACACCCCCACAGCAACCACACCAGCCACACACACAAGCAGACAACACCACGCACCAGCAACCAGCCAACCAGCCACACCACCCAGCAAGCCACCCACAGCACAGCACACAACACACCCACCCCUCCAGACGCCAGGUCCCAAGACACCCAGCACCUGCCCCACACACUGCAGGCCCAAGAGCCCCAGCCAGGACCACCCCCAGAGCUCAGCAGGACACCAGAACCCACAGACACAACAGCCAAACACAGUCACAAACACUCACACCCCUCACCCCCCACAGGGGUAACCCACCCCAGUCACAUGUCCAGUCACCUCACCCCCCAGCCCAGACCCAGCCACCACAGCAGUCACCCACCCCCCAGCAAGGACGGUCACCAGCCACCCCUCCCAGAGCAGCACGGGACACUCCAGCACCCACAGCCUGGGACCACCCAACACCAGGAGGACUCCCUACCAGUCAGGGCAAUCCACAGCUACCAGCAGCACAAGACCACACCGCCAUACCCCUCCACAGCACCAGGACAAGCCAACACCAGGGCUCCUCCCAGACCCCAGCACCAGGAGCCCUGCCCAGACCAGACAAACUACCAGACCAGGCCCUGGACAGCCCACACCCUGACAGCACCUGCAGGGCAGCCCUGCAACCCCUCAGUCCGCACUGCCCAGCACCCACAGCCUCACAGGACUCACACAGACAGCAAGCACCCCAGACAGCCUACCAGCCACAGGGACACCCACACAGCACCCAGCAGGACACAGCCACAGCCCACAAAAACCCCCACAGGGCCACUAGGACCCCAGCUUCUGACACGCACCCAGCCCCACCCCAAGACGGACAGACACCAGCCACAGCCCCAGACUAGACGCAGACCAGACCCACCACCUCAGACAGCAGACGCCAGCCCCAGACCAGCCCACCACAGCCCCACACACCCCAGCACAGCUCACAGGGCCAGUACAGGACCCAACACACACACAGGGCAGCAGGGCCAGCCAGCCCCAGGCCAGCCUGCUCAGGAGUCAGCCCACACACAGGACCAGCCCCAUAGGAACCCCACAGCUGCCACCCCACAAAGACACCUAGGACCACCAGGACACCCAGCACCCACCACCCAGGGCCCAUCCCAGUCACCCCCACCCGACGGCCCAGGCCCACCUCCAGACCAGGACGACCACAGGGGGGACAGAGCCACCAGACACUCAACCAGCACCACCUCCCCCCCAGCAGGCCUGGACACAGACAACCCAGCCACCAGCAGUCCACCAGGACAGGCCACACACAGACUCCAGCAGGACCACUACACAGGGGGACCCUGCCCCCCCAUGUCAGACACUCCCAGACACCAGCCAGGCCCCCAGGACACAAGGGGUACCAACACCUUCCCCAGGACCCCCCAGCAAAUCCUCCACCCCACACCCCACCAACGACUGGCACAGCAAGUUGUACGCCCCACCACCAGUACUCCAGCCAGCACACCACAGACACCACGUCCUCCAGAUCCACCACAGCCCAGGCCCACCACCUCCCCCCAGCCAGAACAUGCAGCCAGGACACUAGCCUGGAGGUGCUCCAACUGGUACAGCACACUGACCCAGAAAGGACUACAGGGGGACUUCCCUCCCAGUACCAACCCCACCCUAGACAGACAGGACAACAGUCCAGUCCUACAGCCAGACAGCACCCCCCCCAGACCCACCCCAGACAGGACCAGACCCAGGACCACACAACCCCCACCAGCAGGACAGCCAACUCUUGAUCCAGCAGACCAGACACAGACCACAGUCCCUCUAGACACCCACCUAACAGACGGCAGACGUCCAGACCCAGGUAGCCCAGACCACAGGACCCAGGCUGGCCCCCAGACUCCCACCCCACCCUGCCCAGCAGACAGACCCACCAGCCCACACCCAGCACCAGCAGCAGACCCAGACAGGGCCCCCACAGUCAGACACAGCCAGGCACAGCACCCGGCCUCAGCCAGACAGCCGGCCCAACAACCCCCCCCACAGCCAGGGGGCCUGCCCCAGACAGACCCCCAGGCACACCCAGCCAGACCACCACCAGAGUCACCCCCUCCCCCACAAAUCACCCACAGCCCACACAGGACAGACAGGACGCGGCCCCAGACCACCCCCCCCCCCAACUCACCCACCCUACACCCCAGCAGACUGCUCCAGACACCAGCCACACCAGUUCCCCACACCCCCAGGCGCCCUACAGGACCAGACAGCUCACAGACGGCCACACCCUGGGGGUGGGGUGAAACCCCCCACCCCAGCACAGCAGACCAACACAGCUCCAACGCAGACCCACCCCAGGACCAGACCCUCACCCAGUCAGACCCCUCAGACACAGCCACACUAGACGCCACGGGACCCCAGUACACAGGGCCAACUCCCCAGACAGGCCCAGCCCAGCCACACAGCAGCAGCCAGACAGCCCAGGACACUGCCAGCACCACAGACUGCACAGACCCCCCAGGACCCCCCAGCCAGACCGCGCAGCCAGACCCCACAGACCCCACAGGCACCAGGCGGCAACCAGGGACUAAGCAGUCCCACAACACAGCACAGCCCAGCAGGACAGGCAGACGCAGAAGGACACUGUCGCAGCCCAGGCCCCAUCAAAGACGGUCCCACCCCACAGAUCCCACAGCCACACCACAGCCUAGCAGGGCCCCAGACAGCCAGCAGCCCCCAGCCAGACACCCACCACAAGACACCCCAGGGGCACAGCAGCCAGACAGGACAGCCAGACCACCCACCCCCCCAGACACACCAGAACCGACCCACAGACCACCCACCCCCCCUGACCAGCCAACCAGCCCCAGACGGUGCUCUCACAGCAGCCACACCACUCAGACGCACCCACCAGACCAGCAGGCCCCCACAGUCAGACCUCACCACAGACGCCACCCACCCACAGACCAGACAGCAGCCAACCCCCCCAGCACCCACCCCAGCAGAACCCCCUGCCCAGACCCAGACCAACAGCCUGACCACCCCACACCCACCGGACCCAGACCCAGAAGACACCAGCCACCCAGACGGACCAGACACACCAGCCCCCCCCAGCCCCCCCAGCAGAGGACCCCACACACAGCACAGGACCAGCAGACCCAGGACCAGACCCAAACCCCACACAGAAACCCACCACCACCAGCCCAAGCCACCAACAGACCAGACAGACACAAAAACAAAGACAAGCACACAGACACACCCAGACACCCACAACCCACACCACCCAGAACACACCCAACAAGACAACAAAGCAGACCAACCACCAAACACCCCAGAGACACCAACAGAACACCAGAAACAAGACAGAACCACCAACAGAAAGCACCCAAAAACCAGCCCAAAACCACACCAACCCCAGAACAGAACCCCAGCACACCAAACACAGCACAAAGAACAAAGACGCCCCAACCACAAACCACACACCCAAACAGACAAACCCACAGAACAGAACAAACAACCCCAAAACCAAGAACAGACCAGAAGCACAACAGCACCACACAAGACCACAAGCAGACCCAGACCACAGACAGCCAAGAACAAACACCACCACCCCAGACAGAAACAAACACAACAAGACCAGACCAGAGGAAGGAGGCAGAAGAGGGGACACAGAUACAGAGCAACAGGGGCAGCAAGAGAAAAAAAAGAGAAAGACAGGGGCACAGGCAGCAGAAAGCAAACAACAAGCAGCAAAAACAGCAAGGACACACAGGAAGAAAGAGGCAGGCACAGGGGAAAGGAGAAGCAACACAGAGGCAGAGAGGAGCAGGGGCAAGAACAAAAGAGGCACAGCAGGAGGCGCAGGCAAAGAGAGAAAAAAGGGAGCACAGGCAGGAGAAGAGCAGCAUCACCACACAGCAAGAAAGGAGCCAGGGACAAAAAAGGGAGGAGCAGCAGGGUGAAGCAGGGCAGGCAGGAGCAACAACACAGGAGAGAGGACACCAAGCAACAUGCCAGCAGGACCAGAGAGAACAGGAAGAGGGCACAGAAGCAAAGACACAGGGCAAAGAACAGAGGAAGCAGGGGCACAAGGCAGGGAAGGAAGGUCAAGGACAUCAGGAAGGCCACAAGCAAACAGACCCAGGCAAGAGAAAAACUAAGACAAAGAGACACAGGGAGGGGCACACAGAGCCAGAGGAGAAGCAGGGCAGGGAAAGAGAGCAGAAAAAGCAGGCAGAACCAGCAAAAGGAACAACAAAACAGAGGGAAGGUCAAGAGAGACACAAGAAGCAACCAACACAAACAAACCCAGGGGAGGGGCAGGGCAGGCAUAAUACAGACAAGCAAAGAAAAAAAAUCACAAAACAGACAAAGGCAAACAAGCAGGGACAGGGAAAUAGCACAGCAGAGGUGGAGGGGAGCAGGGGACUGAAACACAAAAGGCAACAGACAGGGGAGAGGGGGCAAGGCAAGGGAGGAGGGCACAAAGCAGCAAAAAAAGACACACAAAAGCAAAAACAACACACAAAGAAGCAAAGAAAAACAAGAAAAGCAAAACACAAAUACCGGGGGAGAAGAGGGAGCAGGGAAAGAGGCAGAAAAAGAGACAAGCAAAGCACAGGGCAAGCACAGCCACAAGAGGGCAAGCAACAGCACACAAGGGAAGCAAGCAGAAGACACAGCACAGUAGCGGGGAGGCAGGAAGAACAAAGAACAGCAAACAAGCAGGCAAAAGGAACAACACAAGCAGUAAGCACAGGAAACAACACAGGGCCAAACAAAGCAGCAGAGAACAAAAAAACAAGGCAGACACAGGGAGGAAAAGGCAUACAAGAAGCCAGCAGCAGCAGAAACAGGAAAAGCAGGGGCAACAGGGGAAAGGCAAAGCACACGCAAGAGAGUCCAGGACAGCAGACACAGCAGGAAACAAGCAGGCCAAGGAAAAAAAAAGCAGCACACAGGGGGACAGGGAACAGAGCCACAAAGCAACAACAGCAUGAAAUACAAGGGAGGGGGGAGGAGGCAGGGGCAAGGGGAGCAAGAGGGCACCAGGGGCAAAGACAAGAAUCAGCAACAAGCAAGGCACAGCAGCAGGGACAACAACACAAGAGGGGGAAAGACAGGGCAAGAGCAGGCAAGAGGAGAAGAGCAGGGGAGGCCAAAACACAGCACAGAAGGGAAAAAAAAGGGGGCAAAGGGGGGCAAGGAGGCAGCACAGGACACCAGCAGGAAGAGGAAAAAGAAGGAACAUGGAAAAACAAAGAACACAAGGAGGAGAGCAAGCAGGGGGGAGACAGCAAGCAGACAGAGUGCAAACAGCACACAAGAGGAAAGGAAAGGGCACAGGGUCAACAAGGGACACAGCACAAGGGGCACAGGAAACAAAAGAGAAAAGACAAUAGGGCGGCAAGAGACAGAAAAAAGAAGGCAAACCAGAGCAGGGAGCAGAGCAGCCACAGCAGAGACAGCGCAGGCAGAGCAGCCACAGAGCACAGCCAGGCACGAAGCAGCACAGCAGAAGCAGCCACCAGCAGAGCACCAGAGAGCAGAGAGGUACCAGCAGACCCCCCCAAGAGAACCCCCCACAGCAAGCCAGAGCUCCCAGCCCAGACCCCAGACCCAGCAGCCCAAGCCCCCCCAGCCAGAGAGAGCAGGUCCAGCAGCCCAGAACCACCCCCAGCAGCCCCCCCAGCAGACCAAGCCAGAUCAACAGAGAUCAGAACAGCCCCCAGCCCCCAGCAGCCACCCUCCCACCCGACCGCCGCCACCCAGCCGCCCCCAGCCAGAACCCACCAGACGCCCAGCAGCAGAGAGCCCCCGCCCCCAGACCCCCGCCCUCCCAGCCCAGACAGCAGAAAAGCCAGCCCCAAGCCCCAGAACCCAGAAGCCCAGCCCAGGAGCAGCCAGCAAAGAACCCCCAGACCCCCAGGAGACCCCCCAGCCAGCAGACAGCCAGACAGCAGCCCAAAGGCAGAGAGAACCCAGCCCAGCCCCCCCCACCAGAACAGCAGAGCCCAGGCCCAGACAGCAACCUUCCCCCAGCCACCAGCCAGAGCAGGCCCCCCCUCUGCAGUCUAG